AUGGCGUCUUUACUCCCCCUCCUCAUCACCCCAGUGACGCAAAAGGUCGCACCAAUUGAGAGUCUUUUGACAAAUCUUUUUCCGAAAGUGAGCCGUGAACCACCACCACUGUUCGAGCCGACCAACCCGGCAAAAGACGGACUGGAGUGCAUUCAAGACUGUUCCUCAUGUGACAUCACAUACCCGGAGAAGUUCAGGAUCAACGAGACCGAGCAUCUUUACGGUACAGUCAUGCCUUGGGAGAGACAUCUCCUCGUUGCGACUGGCAAAGCCAACUGGAUCAACAACUUCAUGAGUGAAGAAGGCAGCAUCGGCGAAGCGAUAGCCAAGACACACGGUCAUAUGGUCGAGAAGAACUUUAUGCUUUCCGCAUCCAACAUCCCCAUACCUAACUACGGCGGCGAAGACAGUUGUGGCGACGAACCGAUUUCUUCCGUCCUCCUUCUUCCCGCUUUCGUCAUCGUUGACUGCGUCACACCAUCUCGCACACAGGAUUUCAUCACGCAUCUCGUCAACCCCAGCCCGUGCAAUACCUCUUCACUGCUUCCGCUGAAUUCGCUUAGCGUACCACCAGAAUCAGGGCUAAAGAUACGCUCCUGUCCGCACGACUACCUGAUCUUGCUGUGUAGUCACCGGACUCGCGAUUCUCGGUGCGGCCAAUCCGCACCGCUGCUGAAGAAAGAAUUUGAGCGCCAUCUGCGGCAACAAGAUCUAUAUCGCGACUUGCUUGACGAGAGGCCUGGUGGCGUUGGUAUCCACUUUGUCAGUCAUUUUGGUGGGCAUAAGUUUGCCGCGAACGUCAUUGUGUAUCGUCGUACACCUGUGCUUCCUCAUCAAGCUAGAGAUAGUACGGAUGGUGCUGCAUCAAUUCCACUGAGAGAGGCAAAGCAGUGUAUAUGGUUGGCGAGAGUGCGGCCUGAAGAUUGCGAAAACAUCGUUCGAUACACCAUUUUGCAAGGGAAAGUUGUCAAGCCUGAUCGGCAGUUGCGUGGUGGGUUCGACAGGGAGCGUUGCGUUACGAGCUGGUGA
Molecule: messenger RNA, 1029 nt
Organism: Alternaria rosae
Lineage: Eukaryota; Fungi; Ascomycota; Dothideomycetes; Pleosporales; Pleosporaceae
Product: Sucrase/ferredoxin-like-domain-containing protein
Exons: 3
Coding region: 1-1029 (342 amino acids)
Source: RefSeq, a predicted model, not a curated record